Cyclopterus lumpus (lumpfish) is the source of this 4589-nucleotide messenger RNA. RefSeq names its product zinc finger protein 711 (gene znf711). Bases 259 to 2892 code for a protein of 877 amino acids. Gene Ontology annotation, biological process: regulation of transcription by RNA polymerase II. The transcript is spliced from 8 exons. Gene Ontology annotation, cellular component: nucleus. NCBI's taxonomy places the organism in Eukaryota, Metazoa, Chordata, Actinopteri, Perciformes, Cyclopteridae. Gene Ontology annotation, molecular function: metal ion binding; DNA-binding transcription factor activity, RNA polymerase II-specific; RNA polymerase II transcription regulatory region sequence-specific DNA binding. The record is from RefSeq and is a predicted model, not a curated record.
GCAAGCUGAUUGGCCGAGGCCUAGCAAAGGGUGCCCGGGGAUCCAAAACUGCAGGCCGCACUUAGCUUACCGUCAAAAAUAAACCAAAACAAUAACAGACAAAACUGAGAAGGGGGAGAAACACCGAUAGAGUCAGAAGACGACGCUAUCAGGGGAUUGAUUAAUUUACCUUGAUGGAAGGAAGCACAUCAAAUAUCCUAUUGGUUGUAUUCUAAGGGGUUUGUCAUCAAAUGUGAAGUAUUUUUCCAGAGUAAAGACAUGGAUCAAGGAGGAGGGGUGUUGGAGCUGCACACUCAGGAGCUCAAGAUGCCCCACGCUAUGAUCAUGCAAGACUUUGUUGCAGGAAUGGGGGGUCUGGCUCACAUUGAUGGUGAGCACAUUGUGGUGUCUGUGCCCGAGGGUAUGCUUCUCUCUGAUGUGAUGACGGACGAGGGCAUCCUCCUGGAGCACGAACUUGAGGUGGAAGGCCUAGAGACUCAGGUGGUUCAAGGCAUAGAGACUGAGGUGGUCGAAGAACUGGAGACUGAGGUUGUGGACAGCUUACACGCAGAUGUGGAUUGCUUGGAGGCAGAAGUGGUGGAUGGGCUACAAACACAGGUGGUUGAGUUGGAGGCUCAGAUUGUCGAGGACCUAGAGGGUGAGGUGGAAGUGGAGGGUCUGGAGGCGCAUGUGGUGGAGGGCCUGGUAACUGAGGUGGAUGUUGAGGACCUGGAAACUCACGUUGUCGAGGGCCUUGAGGAAGAGGUGGAAGUGGAAGGUUUGGAAGCUGAGGUUGUCGAUGGCCUGGAGAUAGACGUUGAAAGUCUGCAGUCUCAGGGCGUAGAAGCCCAUGAAAUGACCACUGAAGACAUGGUGUCCUCUGAACACAGUGUGAUCAUGCCUGAGAAUAUUCUGGGCACAGAGGUUGCAAUAGAGGAAGAUCUGGACCCCCAUCAUCAUCACCAUCAUCACCAUCACCAUCAUCAUCAUCAUGUCCUAACUUCAGACCUCAUCCAGGACUCAAACCACCACCACGAUGACAUGCCAGACCAGGUGUUUGUGGCAAGGCUACUGUCUGAGCACCAGGACAACACUCUGGACCACCAGCUUGUGUCAGAAGGCUUAAUGGUGACCGAGGCCAACUCCGAGACCAUAAUCCACCAACAACUGCCAGCUGAGGCUGUUCACCUGCAGACAGACGAGGAGGAGGAUGAUGAGGAUGAUGAUGAUGAUGCAAGAAGCAGCUCUGAGGAUUACCUCAUGAUCUCCUUGGAUGAGGUGGGAGAGAAGCUGGACAUAGGAGACACUCCUCUGGAGAUCAGCACUGAGGUAAUGGAAGACAAGGAAUGUAAAGAGGAGGACGGCUCCGAGGUCAUCAAAGUCUACAUUUUCAAAGCUGAAGCGGAUGACGAUUUAGGUGGAACAGAGGUAAUAACUGAGGAUGAUUACCAGAACGGCCAUCCUGACCUGGAAGCUGCAUCAUCAGGCAGACUGGGAGUUGGCCGUGACAAGAUGGUCUACAUGGCAGUCAAGAACCAUCCAAAAGAAGAAGAGGAUGAUGAGGACGACAGUGAUGAGGAUGAGGAUGAUGACAUUAGUAAUACCAUUGAUCAGGUGAAGAAUGGAGCUGCUACACCAUAUCUUCAAAUCCGAGAGGGGCUGGGUGCCAACCGUGUCCUCAAACCCAAAGCUAAGAAAAAGAGGAAAGGAGAUAUACGACAGUGUCCGACUGCUGUUAUAAUUGGACCAGACGGUAUGCCUUUGACGGUCUACCCCUGCCACUUAUGUGGAAAGAAGUUUCGCUCAAGAGGCUUCCUCAAAUGCCACAUGAAGAACCACCCGGACCACCUGCUUAAAAAGAAGUACCAGUGUACAGACUGCGACUUUACCACCAACAAGAAGGUCAGUUUCCAUAAUCACUUGGAGAGUCACAAGCUGCUGAGUCACAACAAUGAGCGCUCUCCAGAAUACAGCGAGUACACACGGCGCUACCAUGAGUCCAGCCCCUUAGGCUCUGAUAAGCUCAUCGUCAAGGACCGGGAGCCCAAACUGCAUCACUGCAAGUACUGCGACUAUGAGACGGCUGAACAAGGCCUGCUAAACCGUCACCUGCUGGCUGUGCACAGCAAGAACUUUGCACAUGUGUGUGUCGAGUGCGCCAAAGGCUUCCGCCACCCGUCGGAGCUUAAGAAGCACAUGCGGACCCACACAGGGGAGAAGCCCUACCACUGCCCGCACUGCGAGUUCCGGUGUGCAGAUCAGUCCAACCUUAAGACUCACAUAAAGAGCAAGCACGGCGCAGAUCUGCCUUUCAAGUGCAGUCACUGUCCCCAAGCUUACGCUGACGCACGGGAACUCCAGCGUCAUAUAGAGAUGGUGCAAGGUCACAAGACUCACCAGUGCCCACACUGUGAGCACAAGAGCACCAACUCCAGUGACCUGAAACGACACAUCAUCUCUGUUCACACCAAGGACUUCCCCCAUCAGUGUGACGUGUGUGAGAAAGGCUUUCACAGGCCUUCGGAGUUGAAGAAACACGCAGAGACACACAAGGGCAACAAGGUGCACCAGUGCCGUCAUUGUAACUUCAAUGCUCCCGACACCUUCACUUUGAGUCGCCAUAUCCUGUCCUUGCAUACAAAGGACCUCCCAUUUAAGUGCAAGCGCUGCCGGCGAGGCUUCCGGCAGCCCGCUGAGCUGAAGAAGCACAUGAAGACACACAGCGGUAGAAAGGUUUAUCAGUGCCAGUAUUGUGAGUAUAACAGUACGGACGCUUCUGGCUUCAAGCGCCAUGUCAUCUCCAUUCACACCAAGGACUACCCGCACCGCUGCGACUACUGCACCAAGGGCUUUAGGAGGCCCUCGGAGAAAAGCCAGCACAUAGCCAGGCAUCACAAAGACAUGUUGAUGUAAUGGCAUUGCGCCCACAAACACACUCCUCUUUCCUGAGUAAAUCUAUGUCACACACCCAGAGGUAAUUUUAGUGUAUUAACAAAGAAAUGACGCUGAUGCUGUUAAUGAAGACGACAACAUUAUAAUUGCCGUUGUGUGUUCUGUGUUGUUAUGGGUGUAAACCUCCUCCCCCAGGGGUAAUGCAAGAACACAUUUUAGAUGUGGGGUGAAGACUAAAAAAAGACAGUGUGUACACUGAGUGGGACAGCUGUAAAUUGUGUUUUGUUUUGUUGCAGAAAAUCACAUAUGAACAUAUAUUCAGGGUCUCAAAUGUCUAUAUUUUUAUACCCACUCAGCUGAAAUGCUGCAAGAUGAUGACUGUGUCCUGUAAAACAGAAAGUGGUGCUUUGUGAACGUCAUGCCAGUUCAUCAGAUGAUGUGAAAUGAGCACCAGAGAAGUUUACCUCCAUAGUACCAACUAGUAUCUCUUUUCUCUAUUAACCAGCUUUUAUCCUGACAUUUGUUUUCAAUGCCAUCUGGUCUUUAAGGGGCAGGGCCAUUCGUGAGUUCAUAAAUGGUUGUGAUGUUGACGCAUUACGCACCUUAAAAAGAUCUUUUAUUAAAUCAAACCGUUUAACUUCCAUCAUUUUGGAUUUUCCUGCCAGGUCUGAACACUUGGAGUUCUAUUAAAUUAAUCAUGUAUAAUAUAGACUGUUCUGUUCAAUAUGUCUUAAAAGUUAGAUCAGAAACCUUUUCUGGUCAGUUCAGCAGUGUCUAACAAGGAUAAAUGGUGCGGUUGGUAUAUUAGUAUAAAACAAAAUCCCUUUAGUGUACACAGCACAUUUCUGACACAGAUGGCUACUAUUGUAUCUGCUAUGAUGGUGCUGAAAGUUCACAGGUGUAUUAGUAUAUGAACUUUGCAGAUGGUUGACGUCGUGUUUGAUAAAGCCCUGAAUUGGUUACAUCUGACUGCCACUGUAAGUUGCAUAUAUGUGAUGUUACCUAUGGCGCAGGUGUGCUUUAUCAGUCAACUAUUUGAUUGCAAUCAUGCCUUACAUCUGUUGGUCUUUACCCCUUAAGCACUGAUGAACACAGCCAAUCUGAAAACAAGUGAUUUUUAACUCAAACAUGCUGUAUCAAUACCUUUCUCUCUGAGAUUGUGUGUUUUGAGUCAGUAGAAAGCACUUUAAUUACUUUUUUUAUAUAUUUUAAUUACGUGUGUGUACAUAUAUAGAUAUAUAUAUUUAUAUAUAUAUAUAUAUAUAUAUAUAUAUAUAUAUAUAUAUAUAUAAAAACCCUAGAUAAUAAACAACUACAGAGGUUUGCAAGUUGGUAAAAAUUGUUAUCUCGAGCACGAUCCUUACUGCAUCAGAACUGAAUUGUCAUUGAAAGUGGUGGGUGAACCAUUUAUUGUUUUGUUCUAUGGAAAAGUGAUUUGGUUUUGUGUUUUGUUUGUGCUCACUAACACGUUUCCCAGACCCUCGUCCUGCAGUCCUAAAUAAUCAACCCAAUCCCAAACAUGGGAUUAUUCCCUUGAAGUCAUUGGUCAUCAUAUUGGCAUUAGUCUUUAAAGUAUGCACAUAUGCUGUCUCCAUGAAAGUCAUUGUGGUAUAUAUUAAAAAUCCCCCAUUUCGUGUACCUUAGUCUAUAUUUUCUUUCAGUCUGAUUGUGGAUAAACUACUGGUGGGGAAGAACCAAAAUAAACGAUUAUCUUUUUA